AGUCUCUAUAGAGCCAGCAGAAGAGCUGUGUGGAUUGGUCAGCCCGAACGCCACAGUCCGAUGCAUUACUAAAGAAGUCCAGCACUCCUUGGACCUUGCUAGCGCCACUAGUGGAGAUAAAGUCGUCACUGCACAGGAAAAUGAUGAGCAGGCAUCAAGUCCUAGUGGUGCUGAGACUGCUGGACCCCAAAGACCAAGGUCUAACUCGGGCAGAGAGCUUACAGAUGAGGAGAUUCUUGCGAGUGUGAUGAUCAAGAAUCUGGACACUGGUGAGGAGAUCCCUCUGAUCCAGGCUGAAGAGAAACUACCCACUGGAAUCAACCCGCUCACACUGCACAUCAUGAGAAGAACCAAGGAGUACAUCUCAAACGACGCAGCACAGUCGGAUGAUGAUGAUAAAUCCCAGCCUGCCCUUACUGACACAGAUGGAGGGAAGCUGAAACAGAGAACAACACAGCUAAAGAAGUUUCUGGGUAAGUCAGUAAAGAGGGCGAAACACUUGGCAGAGGAAUAUGGAGAGAGAGCUGUGAAUAAAGUGAAGAGCGUUCGAGACGAGGUCUUCCACAACGACCAGGAUGACCCAUCCUCCAGUGAUGACGAAGGGAUGCCGUACACACGACCGGUCAAAUUUAAAGCGGCUCACAGCUUCAAAGGGCCCUUUGACUUUGACCAAAUCAAAGUGGUGCAGGACCUGAGCGGAGAGCACAUGGGUGCCGUCUGGACAAUGAAGUUCUCUCACUGCGGACGGCUAUUGGCAACAGCAGGCCAGGAUAAUAUAGUUCGGAUCUGGGUCCUCAAAAAUGCCUAUGACUAUUUCAACAACAUGAGAAUAAAAUACAACACAGAAGGACGUGUGUCACCGUCUCCCUCUCAGGAGAGUCUGUGUUCCUCUAAAUCAGAUACAGAAGGAGGGUUUGGUGCUGCUGUGGAAGAUGCAGACACGGAGGACAGAAACGUCCCAUUCCGGCAGGUUCCUUUCUGCAAGUACAAAGGUCACACCGCUGACCUGCUAGAUCUGUCCUGGUCAAAGAACUACUUCUUGCUGUCAUCAUCAAUGGACAAGACGGUUCGCUUGUGGCACAUCUCCAGGAGAGAGUGUCUGUGCUGUUUUCAGCAUAUAGAUUUUGUUACAGCGAUUGCAUUUCAUCCUAGGGAUGACAGGUAUUUUUUGAGCGGUUCUUUAGAUGGAAAGCUGCGGUUAUGGAAUAUUCCUGAUAAGAAAGUGGCGCUGUGGAAUGAGGUGGAUGGACAGACGCGUCUGAUAACAGCAGCUAACUUCUGCCAGAAUGGAAAGUAUGCAGUAAUUGGCACCUAUGAUGGGCGCUGCAUUUUCUAUGACACCGAGCGCCUUAAAUAUCACACCCAAAUCCACGUUCGCUCCACAAGAGGCAGGAAUCGAGUAGGCCGCAAAAUCACCGGCAUUGAGCCACUGCCAGGAGAAAACAAGAUCUUGGUGACGUCAAACGACUCCCGCAUUCGCCUGUAUGACCUCAGAGAUUUGUCACUGUCUAUGAAGUACAAAGGCUACGUGAACAGCAGCAGUCAGAUCAAAGCCAGCUUCAGUCACGACUACUCUUACAUUGUGAGCGGCUCAGAGGACAAGUAUGUGUACAUCUGGAGCACGUACCACGACCUCAGCAAGUUCACCUCUGUACGGAGAGACCGCAAUGACUUCUGGGAAGGGAUCAAAGCUCAUAACGCGGUUGUGACAUCGGCCAUUUUUGCUCCUCAUCCGGAUCUCAUCGUGCCUCAGGAAGCAGGCUCCGAAAAACCCGACUCGGACUGUAAGAGCGACAGCACAGACGACUCGGAGACCAUCCCAUCAGGGGCGCUGAAAACAGACCACUCUGAAGUUCUGCUCUCUGCUGAUUUCACCGGAGCCAUUAAAGUUUUUGUCAAUGUUAAGAAAUAUUGA
Messenger RNA from Danio rerio (zebrafish), 1915 nucleotides. RefSeq names its product WD repeat domain 44 (gene wdr44). Gene Ontology annotation, cellular component: endosome membrane. NCBI's taxonomy places the organism in Eukaryota, Metazoa, Chordata, Actinopteri, Cypriniformes, Danionidae. The record is from RefSeq and is marked provisional.